Molecule: messenger RNA, 5022 nt
Organism: Notothenia coriiceps (black rockcod)
Lineage: Eukaryota; Metazoa; Chordata; Actinopteri; Perciformes; Nototheniidae
Product: potassium channel subfamily T member 1
Exons: 33
Biological process (GO): potassium ion transmembrane transport
Cellular component (GO): plasma membrane
Molecular function (GO): intracellular sodium-activated potassium channel activity; outward rectifier potassium channel activity
Source: RefSeq, a predicted model, not a curated record
GGUGCAGGUGGAGUUCUAUGUGAAUGAAAACACCUUCAAGGAGAGGCUGAAGCUUUUCUUCAUCAAAAACCAAAGGUCAAGCCUGAGAAUCCGCCUGUUUAACUUCUCACUGAAGAUCCUCACCUGUGCCCUCUACGUACUGAGAGUGAGUCUGGAUGACCGCGAGGAUGUCAACGGCGACCCAUGUGCAAAAUGUCAGAAUAACAGUACAGCAGACUCGGCAGAUAUUAACUGGUGUGUGAUUUUCUGGGUUACCAGACGGGAGCCUGUAUGGGCGAUACAGGUGACAGUGGCCUUAAUCAGUUUCUUGGAGACCAUGCUAAUCACAUAUCUCAGCUACAAGGGUAACAUUUGGGAGCAGAUCUUCCAGAUUUCCUUCAUAUUGGAGAUGAUCAAUUCAGUGCCAUUUAUAAUCACAAUCUUCUGGUGUCCAUUGAGAAACAUAUUCGUUCCUGUAUUUCUCAACUGCUGGCUAGCCAAAGGUGCCCUGGAGAACAUGAUUAAUGACUUCCAUCGUGCCAUCCAGAGGACUCACUCUGCCAUGUUCAACCAGGUGUUCAUCCUCAUCUGCACCUUACUGUGUCUGGUUUUCACCGGAGCGUGUGGGAUCCAGCAUCUAGAGCGAGCCGGGAAGCGCCUGACCCUGUUCGACUCGUUCUAUUUCUGCAUCGUUACCUUCUCCACAGUGGGCUACGGGGAUGUCACGCCACAAAUCUGGCCCUCACAGCUGCUGGUGGUCAUUCUCAUCUGUGUUGCCCUGGUGGUUCUCCCACUGCAGUUUGAAGAACUAGCAUACCUGUGGAUGGAGAGCCAGAAGUUAGGAGGGAACUACAGCCGCCACCGGGCACAGACGGAGAAGCACGUGGUGUUGUGUGUCAGCUCGCUGAAAAUUGACCUCCUGAUGGAUUUCCUCAACGAGUUCUACGCUCAUCCCAGACUACAGGACUACUAUGUGGUGAUCCUGUGUCCAACAGAGAUAGACAUUCAGGUUCGCCGUAUCCUGCAAAUCCCUUUAUGGUCCCAGAGGGUCAUCUACCUGCAGGGAUCGGCCCUGAAAGACCAGGACCUGAUGAGGGCCAAGAUGGACGAUGCUGAGGCCUGCUUCAUCCUCAGCAGCAGGAAUGAGGUCGACCGAACUGCUGCUGAUCACCAGACUAUUUUGAGGGCUUGGGCUGCAAAAGAUUUUGCUCCAAAUUGCCCUCUGUACGUCCAAAUUCUCAAACCUGAAAAUAAGUUCCAUGUUAAGUUUGCAGAUCAUGUAGUAUGUGAGGAGGAGUUCAAGUAUGCCAUGUUGGCGCUGAACUGUGUGUGUCCCGCCACGUCUACCCUGGUCACACUGCUGGUUCACACCUCCAGAGGACAGGAGGGGCAGCUGUCCCCGGAGCAGUGGCAGAGGAUCUACGGACGCUGCUCUGGAAACGAGGUCUACCACAUCCGCUUGUGUGACAGCAAGUUUUUUGGGGAAUAUGAUGGAAAGAGCUUCACCUACGCAUCCUUCCACGCCCACAAGAAGUACGGUGUGUGUUUAAUCGGAGUGAAGAGAGAGGACAACAAGAGCAUCCUCCUGAACCCCGGCCCCCGCCACAUCAUGGCCGCCCCCGACACCUGCUACUACAUCAACAUCACCAAGGAGGAGAACUCUGCCUUCAUCUUCAAACAGGAAGAGAAGCACAACAAGGGCAUACCCGUCAGCGGCCUCUACGACGCCCCCUCCAGACUGCCCGUGCACAGCAUCAUCGCCAGCAUGGUUGAUCAGGCCACUGCAUAUGGCACUGUGGCCAUUGAUCUCCAGAACCCCAGUCCUCCCGAGGAAAGCAGCAAGCUGACCUUGCCGACGGAGAACGGCGCUGGAAGCCGCCGUCCGAGCAUCGCGCCCGUCUUGGAGAUCGCAGACUCCUCCGCCAUCCUGCCCUGCGACCUCCUCAGCGACCAAUCAGAGGACGAGAACAAUCAAUCAGACGAGGAGGGAUCCGUAGGCUCAGAUUUUGUGAAGGGUUACCCUCCCAACUCACCCUACAUCGGCAGCUCCCCCACUCUGUGCCACCUCCUGCCACAGAAAGCUCCAUUCUGCUGCCUUCGCCUCGACAAGGGCUGCACACACAGCAGCUUUGAGGAUGCCAAAGCAUACGGCUUCAAGAAUAAGCUGAUUAUAGUGUCUGCAGAGACGGCGGGAAACGGUCUCUACAACUUCAUCGUCCCUCUGCGCGCCUACUAUCGGCCCAGGAAGGAGCUCAACCCCAUAGUGCUGCUGCUGGACUACCCGCCAGACAACCACUUCCUAGAGGCCAUUUGCUGCUUUCCAAUGGUCUACUUCAUGGCUGGCACCAUCGAUAACUUGGACAAUCUGCUCCAGUGUGGAAUAAUCUACGCCGACAACCUGGUGGUUGUGGACAAGGAGAGCACCAUGAGCGCUGAGGAGGACUACAUGGCCGACGCCAAGACCAUCGUCAACGUCCAGACUAUGUUUAGGCUGUUUCCCAGCCUCAGCAUCAUCACGGAGCUCACACACCCGUCCAACAUGAGGUUCAUGCAGUUCAGAGCCAAGGACUGCUACUCGCUCGCGCUCUCCAAACUGGAGAAGGUGAGCUGUGGAGAAAUAGAGCGUGAUAAGGGCUCCAACCUGGCCUUCAUGUUCCGGCUGCCCUUCGCUGCAGGCAGGGUGUUCAGCAUCAGCAUGUUGGACACACUGCUGUACCAGUCGUUUGUGAAGGACUAUAUGAUCGGUAUAGCGAGGCUUCUUCUGGGUCUGGACACCACGCCAGGCUCUGGGUACCUCUGUGCUAUGAAGAUCACAGAGGAGGACCUGUGGAUCAGGACCUAUGGCAGACUCUUCCAGAAGCUUUGUUCCUCCAGCUCUGAGAUCCCCAUCGGGAUCUACCGCACCGAGUCCCACAUGUUCUCCACCUCAGAGGGAAAGGACAGUUAUGCACAGUCUCAGAAUUCCAUCAACGUGCCGCAGGGCGAGGAGCAUCGAGAGCGCGGAGAGUCCUGGAAGGAGAAGAAGGCCCACAGGAACUCCACCACCAGUGACCAAUCAGAGCACCCGCUGCUGAGGAAGAAGAGCAUGCAGUGGGCGCGGCGGCUGAGCAGGAAGAACGUGAAGCCGUCGAGCCGGGCGGAGCGCAUCUCACAGCAGAGACUCAACCUGUACCGACGCUCAGAGCGCCAGGAGCUGUCGGAGCUGGUGAAGAACCGCAUGAAGCACUUGGGCCUGCCCACCGUGGGAUACGAGGAUGUUUCUAAUCUCACUGCGAGCGAUGUCAUGAAUCGAGUAAAUCUAGGAUAUUUGCAAGAGUUGCAGGACAUUUCAGAGCACCCGUAUUCAGAGGGGACCAAGCCGUCAGGGCCACAAGCAGACGAAAUGAACGACCACCAGAACACGCUGUCCUACGUCCUCAUCAACCCUCCUCCUGACACCGUGCUGGAGCUCAACGACAUUGUGUACAUCAUCCGGUCCGACCCGCUGGCUCACAUGCCCGAGGAAUCCCAGACGGGGCAGCCCCGCAGGAACCAGCAGGACUUUGUCUCAGAGACGAGAGACGAGACUCACCUCUGAAGCCCCUCAGUCCCUGACACCCUGACACUUUAACCCCGGAGAGCAUGUUCCUCUCUCAGAGCAAGGACAGCGGCCCAUCCUGAAUCCCCAUCAUGUGUCUCUCAGAUCAGAAAAAUAAUCAACAUUUAGAAAAAGAUGAGAAAGCUGCUGUUUCCCACUGAGCUGCUACCGGAGGAUGCAUGAAGAGUGCCUCGUCAUCGACCCCCCCCCUCUCGCACACCUCUGUACUCGCACACGCCCCCCUCGCACCAGGAACAGGAAGUGGAUCACUGAGGGAUGUUUUGAGAGGUGUUUAGACGUGCACACACUGUACAUGAUAUUAGAACAUUUCACUCAGGGGUGAAGUCGCCCACUUCCUCUACGCCCUUUUCUCACUACGAAAAUAAUCCAGAGGCAACUGCAUCCUCCGCCACAUCUUAAUCGCAUUCUUACAAGUAAAUGCUCUGAGUUUCUAUUGAUUCUAUUAAUUACGUCUGCUAAAAACAGACAUUUCCAUUUUCUUUAUGAGCACAAACUUUUUUAUCUAAAUAUACUCUAUAGUGGCACUUUUUUUGGCCAUAUUAGAAUUGUCAGCAUUUUUCUCUGUUGUGUUUUGGACACUGAUUUUUGUUGUGAUUAUUGUUAAAGAAUGAACAUUGUUAAUUUAUUUCACUAUUUUAAGUGUCCCAUUUGAUGUCUGCUAUACAGAAUGUGCCAUUCUUUAGUUGACUGUUUUUCUUUGUAAAUAUCUUUACAAUGAUUUGUACAUUACGUGCCAUUUUGCAUUUUUUUUAUGAUAUCAUUGUUUGUUUUGUUUAAGAGCCUGACUGAUUUUAUUUUCCGGGCAAAUAUAUAAUCCUGUUGAAAGUUGAAAUGUCCAGGUGGCUAUUUUAACAAAAAUCAAUUUACGUAUUUCAAGUUUGCCCACAAAAUGAUCUACUUUUGUUUAAUAUAUUUUUAGAGUCUUAUUUUUCUUAGCUUAAUUUAUGUAUAAUCAUGUGUUCUUUCAUUUAUAGUUGUAUUGAACUGUACACACGUUUGUCGACAUAUCUUGGUCACAACUCUAAUAAUCACAUUUUAAAAGAAUAGUUUUACAUUUCUGAAAAAAACAUAUCUUGAGUUGACACCAUUAUCAUAAUUAUAAAGCUAAAACCAGAAGGAAAUGAGUUUAGCUUAGCCUAAAAGCUAAGGUAAUGAAAGCAGGGGGCAACAGCUAGCAGGACCUCGCAAGCUUUGAUUAACAAGUUGUUUUCUCGGUUAAAUCUUUACAAAAACAAUGUAAAGUGGAUUUUUUGAUUUACAUUUUACACUUUUGUGCUUCUUAAACAAGCUAUUUAGUGUUACUUAGUGAUGUUAGGAGGCGCUUUCAUUCUAGCUGUUUCCCUCUGUUUUCAAUGUUUAUGCUAACUUCCUCCUGGCUGUGGCUUCAUAAUUGCCAAAAAACAUUGACUGGUAUUUUUAUUUAUUUAUUAAAGCUAGAAAGAAUA